Molecule: messenger RNA, 1805 nt
Organism: Solanum lycopersicum (tomato)
Lineage: Eukaryota; Viridiplantae; Streptophyta; Magnoliopsida; Solanales; Solanaceae
Product: flavin-containing monooxygenase FMO GS-OX-like 9
Molecular function (GO): NADP binding; flavin adenine dinucleotide binding; N,N-dimethylaniline monooxygenase activity
Source: RefSeq, a predicted model, not a curated record
AGAACCUUUUGGAUCACUCAGGUAACGUGACAAGACCUUGGAUUUAUCAAUUUGAAAGCCAAAGCUGCCAGUUGAGUUCCUUCUCAAAAAGCGAGCAUCACGCUCAAUUCUCUCCAGAUGUGCAGCAUAACCCCCCAACUCACCCAAUCCCAUCAUUUUUAACUUCCAAGAACUGCAUUGCUUUCCAGGAGAUUUUCCUCAUAUCAACCAUGGUUUCUGAGAGAAAUUUGUCCAAGAAUGUGUGCAUAAUCGGUACGGGACCAUCGGGGUUGGUGGCAGCUAGGGAGCUGAGAAAUGAAGGGCACAAUGUGGUGGUUUUUGAACAAAACCAUGAUGUGGGAGGGCAAUGGCUAUAUCAACCUAAAGUUGAACAUGAAGAUCCUUUAGGAAGGAAUAAUAUCCUAAUAGUACAUAGCAGUAUUUAUGCAUCAUUAAGGCUCACAUCACCAAGAGAGAUCAUGGGGUUUACUGAUUUUCCUUUUGUGGUGAAGAAAGGGAGGGAUCCAAGGAGAUUUCCUGGCCAUAAGGAGCUUCUCUUGUAUUUACAAGAUUUUUGUGAAUAUUUUGGGCUAAGGGAGAUGAUAAGAUUCAAUACUAGAGUUGAGUAUGUGGGGAUGCUGAAUUAUCCCGAAUUCGGUAAGGACUUGAGAUGGAUUGUGAAGAGCAAAGAGAAGGAAGCUGAGGAAGGGGUGGAGGAAGUCUUUGAUGCUGUGGUUGUUGCAACUGGUCAUUACUCUCAACCAAGGUUGCCCAACAUUAAAGGAAUGGAUGCAUGGAGAAGAAAACAGAUGCAUAGCCACAUUUACAGGGUUCCAGAACCCUUUCGGAAUGAGGUAGUUGUGGUGGUUGGAAACUCACUAAGUGGUCAAGAUAUAGGAAUGGAGCUUGUAGAUGUGGCAAAGGAGAUCCAUCUCAGUGCCAAAUCUCUUGAUGUUUCUGAAGGAUUGUCAAAAGUUAUAUCCAAGCACCAAAAUUUACAUCUUUGUCCACAGAUAGAUUCAUUACAUGAAGAUGGGAGGGUAUUGUUCGUAGAUGGUACUUCAAUCGAUGCAGACACUAUCAUAUACUGUACAGGGUACUCCUACUCCUUUCCAUUUCUUGACACCAAAGGAAUGGUAAUAGUUGAUGAUGAUAGAGUGGGCCCACUUUAUGAGCACACCUUCCCCCCUUCUCUUGCUCCAUCUCUCUCCUUCGUUGGCAUACCCAGAAAGCUCAUAGGAUUUCCUUUCUUUGAGUCACAAGCAAAAUGGAUUGCCCAGCUGCUGUCUGGGAAAAGAACACUCCCCUCAUGGGAUGAGAUGAUGCAAUCCAUCAAGGAAUUUUAUCGUUCAAGAGAAAUUGAUGGCAUUCCAAAGCAUAAUACCCAUGAUCUAGCUAAUUUUGAGUACUGUGACAAGUAUGCAGACUACAUAGGAUUCCCACAUUUAGAAGAAUGGAGGAAAGAACUCUGCCUGUCAGUACUAAGAAAUGCAGAUAAGAACUUGGAUACAUAUCGAGAUUCAUAUGAUGACAGUGAGAUGCUACAAGAAGCUUAUCAAAGUCCACACUUCGCUCACCUUGGUCCCGAGACUUUUUGAAUCUGAAAGCAUAAACACAGAUGGAGUGCAACCAAUUUUAAUUCAUUUAUUUCUGAAGUAGAUUUGUCCAGCCAUGUAGUAUUUACUAGCUUCUAUCAGAGUGGAUUUUUUUUCUUCUUUCUAUUCAGGAAAGAAAUUUUGUUUUCUUUAUUUAAAUAUUAUAGCUGAAGGCUAUUCUCAAAUAAUUAUUGUAUGAUAUAUGAAGUGAAAUCCAUUUAUAAGACCUCA